Molecule: messenger RNA, 3525 nt
Organism: Bipolaris maydis ATCC 48331
Lineage: Eukaryota; Fungi; Ascomycota; Dothideomycetes; Pleosporales; Pleosporaceae
Biological process (GO): L-lysine biosynthetic process
Molecular function (GO): L-aminoadipate-semialdehyde dehydrogenase [NAD(P)+] activity; phosphopantetheine binding
Source: RefSeq, a predicted model, not a curated record
AUGGCAGACCUUCACUGGUCUGACUUCAAGGGCCCAAUUCACGAAAUCUUUGCUAGGAAUGCUCGCAAGCACCCCGACCGGCCAUGUGUUGUCGAGACCGCCAAGGGCAAGACUCCCGAACGCAAAUUUACAUACAAGCACAUCUUUGAGGCCACCUCGAUACUAGCCCAUCACCUUGUCCAGAGUGGUGUGCAAAGAGGCGAGGUGGUCAUGAUCUUCGCCCACCGAGGUGUCGACUUGGUCGUGGCCAUCAUGGCUGUUCUAGCAGCAGGAGCGACCUUCUCAGUACUAGACCCACUACCGCCAAUGCAUCUACCUCGAAGUCUCUCAACCGCGUGCUCUUUUCGAGACUACAUCAAGGACAACCUACAACUGAGAACAGAGGUGCCUGCACUCGAGCUCAAGGAUGAUGGCACACUGGUUGGAGGCACCAAGGACGGAAAAGACAUAUUGGACGAGCAGCAGCAACUCAGGACCGAACUGCCUGGUGUACUCGUCGGCCCAGACUCAACACCAACUCUCUCCUUCACGUCGGGAUCCGAAGGAAAGCCCAAGGGCGUCAAAGGUAGACACUUUUCGCUCACUCACUACUUUCCCUGGAUGGCCGAAACGUUUGGAUUAUCUGAAAAUGACAAGUUCACAAUGCUUUCUGGCAUCGCCCACGACCCUAUUCAACGAGACAUCUUCACACCUCUCUUUCUCGGUGCCCAAUUACUUGUGCCAAGCAAGGACGAUAUACAGCACGAGAAACUCGCCGAGUGGAUGCGUCAGUAUGGCGCCACCGUCACCCACCUCACACCCGCCAUGGGUCAGAUUCUUGUCGGAGGUGCAUCAGCCGUGUUCCCCAGCCUUCAUCACUCCUUCUUUGUGGGUGAUUUGUUGAUCAAACGAGACUGUAGGAGACUGCAGAAUCUGGCACCAAAUGUGCGCAUUGUCAACAUGUACGGGACCACGGAAACACAACGCGCUGUCAGCUACUAUGAACUCCCAAGUUGCUCAGAAGCGCCCGACUUCCUUGAUACCAUUGGUGAGGUUAUACCUGCUGGUCGAGGAAUGAACAACGUGCAGCUCUUGGUUGUCAACCGCGAAGACCGAAACCAGAUCUGCAAGCCCGGUGAAAGCGGUGAAAUCUAUGUGCGGGCCGGUGGUCUUGCCGAGGAAUAUUUGGGACUGCCAGACCUUACAGCUACCAAAUUUAUCGACAAUUGGUUCGUGGAUCAGCAGAAGUGGAUAGAUGAGGAUAAGAAACAGGUUGAGAGCCAGGGCGCCCCCGAGCCGUGGCGGGAGUUUUAUAAAGGCCCUCGAGACAGGCUGUAUCGGUCUGGAGAUCUGGGUCACUAUUCUGAAGAUGGAAACGUCCACUGCACAGGGCGAGUAGACUCGCAGGUCAAGAUUCGCGGCUUCCGCAUUGAACUUGGUGAAAUCGACUCGCAUCUCUCUGCCCAUCCGUUGGUGCGCGAAAAUGUUACACUGCUCAAGCGUGACGCCUACGAAGAGCCGACGCUCGUCAGCUACAUUGUUCCUGAAAUGAAGCGAUGGUAUGACUGGUUGGAGGAGCGUGGUGCGAAAGAAAGCGAUUCCACCGGCGACACAAGCAUGGUGACGUUGCUCAAACGCUUCAAAUAUCUCCGAGACGAUGUGCGUGAGCAUCUCAAAAAGAAACUGCCUGCAUACGCUGUGCCAUCGGUCAUUGUUCCACUUGUCCGGUUUCCACUGAAUCCAAAUGGCAAGAUUGACCGGCCAGCACUGCCAUUCCCAGAUCCAGCAGACCUCGCAGCUGCAGGAGCUAGGCGUCCGUCGCAGUUGGGCGCAGCUCUGACGCCUACUGAAAAGGCCAUGGCUAGGAUCUGGGCUGAGCUCCUUGGUGAUCGUGGUGUAACAGCCGACAGCAUUGGCGGAAGUGACUCGUUCUUCGACCUUGGCGGACACAGUAUCAUUGCACAACAGCUCUUCUUCAAAAUCCGUCAAGAAUGGAAGGACAUUGACGUACCCAUGACGACAAUUUUCCAAUAUCCUACACUGCGCGGUUUCUCGGCAAACAUUGAUCAAGCCAUGGACCCUAUUGGACUGCGUCUUGACACGGCUGAGGCAUUGGAAGACGACCCUGAUGAUGAGGCGUAUUCUGCCGAUGCCAGAGACCUUGCCAGCAAACUAACCGAUUUCAAUACCAGGGAGGAGUUGAAUCCAAAGGAAGAAGUGCAUACAUUCCUCACUGGCGCAACGGGUUUCUUGGGUGCCUACAUCUUACGGGACAUUCUGUCGAGACCAGGAAAGGUCACUGUGCUUGUGCGUGCUCAGGACAUUGAUGCUGCGCUGGGACGUGUAAGGCAAACGUGUACAGCAUACGGCAUCUGGGAAGACGGGUGGGAGUCACGACUGGAACCUCUGGUGGGUGAUUUGGAAAAGGAAAACUUUGGACUUGAGGCGAACACGUGGAACAAGCUCGUUGACUCGGUCGACGUGGUCAUCCACAAUGGUGCCUUGGUGCACUGGGUGUUGCCUUACUCACGCUUACGAGGCCCCAAUGUCUUGUCUACCAUGACUGCAUUGUCCAUGUGUGCUGCUGGCAAAGCCAAGAAGUUUGGUCUUGUCAGUUCGACGUCGGUGCUGGAUACGGAUUACUUUGUCAGGCUUUCGGAGAAGAGUCUCGCCGAAGGUGGAACCGGUGUACCCGAGGCAGACGACCUCGAGGGUGCACGCAAGGGUCUUGGUACUGGCUAUGGCCAGUCCAAAUGGGCGGCUGAAUACCUGACGCGCCAAGCUGGCAAGAAGGGUCUAAGUGGCUGUGUGAUUCGACCUGGAUAUGUCUUGGGAGAUCCAGACUACGGUACUACAAACACGGACGACUUCCUUGUCCGAAUGCUCAAGGGCUGCAUUCAGCUCGAGUCUAGGCCCGACAUCACGAACACGAUCAACAUGGUGCCUGUCACACACGUUGCGAGGGUGGUUGUGGCAUCGUCGUUUAACCCGCCAGUUGCACCGCUUGGGGUGGCGCAAGUGACUUCACAUCCGCGUAUCACGUUCAACGAGUUCUUGGGUGCGCUGGAGAAGUUUGGCUACCAGGUGCCUCUGGUGCCGUAUGCAGAGUGGAAGCAGAGGAUGGAGAGGUAUGUUGCUGACCAGUCAGGGACAAAGGAAGAGAAUGCUCUACUGCCCCUGUACCACUUUGUGACUGGAGAUCUACCUGGCGACACCAAGGCGCCGGAACUGGAUGAUAAGAACGCGGCAGAAGCGUUGAAGAAGGACCAGGCAUGGACAGGGGAAGACUGGAGUCAAGGAGGAGCGGUGACGGAAGAUACGGUUGGCGUAUAUGUUAGCUACCUGAUUGAGCUAGGGUUCAUGCCUAAGCCGGAGAAGAAGGGCAUCAAGGAGCUGGUCAUGAGCCGGUUGACGGAUGCGAUGCCAUCAGCCAGCAGCGGAGGCCGUCGAGGGACCGUGGCAGCGCUUCUGGGGCAGCUUGGCGGCGGUGUGUCUGUGUGUGUGUCGACGAGUGGUGGUGGUGGUGGUGGUGCGUGGAGACGGUGA